Molecule: messenger RNA, 623 nt
Organism: Erinaceus europaeus (western European hedgehog)
Lineage: Eukaryota; Metazoa; Chordata; Mammalia; Eulipotyphla; Erinaceidae
Gene: C11H1orf146
Product: chromosome 11 C1orf146 homolog
Biological process (GO): reciprocal meiotic recombination; synaptonemal complex assembly
Cellular component (GO): chromosome
Source: RefSeq, a predicted model, not a curated record
CACCCAACCUUCUGGCCCCGUGGAGUCCCUUAGGAUUCUCUGCGGAUCUGCUGAUCAGAUUGUUGCAUCAAAGACAGAUGGCUGACAGUGGUAGAAAAGACAAAAUUAAGUGGACAACUACCAUUAUUAUUAGCUCAUCUCUUAAGAAUUAUGAAGUCGCAACUGCCCUAGAAAAUCAAAAUCACAAAAUUCGAUAUUCAGAUUCAGUGGAAAAUGGAUCCAUUAUAUUUUCUCUUUCUGGAGUUGCAUUUUUAUUGAUGGAUUCUAAAGCAUGUAUUACAUCAGCUGAAGAAGUAUUUCUAGUCAAAAUUGAAAAGUUUAUUAACACUCACCAAAAUAGCUUUUUGGUUUUAUCUGCUGCCCUUCAUGGGCCAGAGGAAUGGAAACUGAUGUUCAAAAUUCAGCAGAGAUUCCUGGGUAGUAACUUACGAAUACUUCCAGUACAUAAUACAGUAAAUGCUAUUAAUCUUAUGUGCACUAUAGCUAAGAUCAACUCCAAACCAUAUACAGAUAGCAUCUGCUACAGAAUGAGAAUAACUAAAUCUUACAUCAUUGAGAAAAGUCCUGUUUGGAAAACACUUCAAAAGAUAAAGCUGAGUAGUGAUUCAUUUAAUUCAAAUUAG